AUGCGCGAGAUCGUACACGUGCAAGUUGGCCAAUGUGGAAAUAACAUCAGUUCGAAGGUAAGCUAGCGCGAAUUCACGUCUUUUAUUAACCCUAUCCCCGCCGGGGAAAAACGUCCCACCCAAUUAUUAGCUUGGCCUCGUAGUUUUGGGAAUUGGUCUCGGACGAGCAUGGUCUGAGCAUGGACGGGACGUUUCAAGGAGAUUCCGAGCUCCAGCUGCAACGAAUAAACGUGUAUUUCGUAGAAGGGCCAGGUCGUAGAUACGUUCCGAGAGCUAUUUUGGUUGAUCUCGAUCCAGGAAGUUUGAACGCGCUGAUAUCGGGCCCGUGCGGCAGGCUGUUCAAGCCCGACAAUAUGGCGGCAGGUCAGGCUGGCGCCGCGAACAACUGGGCGAAAGGUUACUAUACCGAGGGUGCCGAAUUGGCCGAUAUUGCGUUGGAUCUGAUUCGUUCGGAGGUUGAGGCCUGCGAUUUAAUGCAAGGUAUUCAAAUGGUCCAUUCACUAAGCGGCGGAACCGGCGGUGGAACGUCCUCGUUGCUGAUGACCAAGCUGAAGGAGGAAUAUCCGGAGAGGAUACUCAAGACUUACAGCGUAAUGCCGUCCCCGUUAAUGUCGGACGUGGUUGUAGAGCCGUACAACGCGAUGCUCACUCUGGGCAGGUCGAUCGAGUGUACCGACCAAACGUUUUGCAUCGACAAUCGGGCGUUGCAUCACAUAUGCACGCACGUCCUAAAACUCGCCACGCCAACGUUCAACGACCUGAAUCACUUGAUAUCCAAUUACAUGUCAGGCAUCACGGCUUGCUUCAGAUUCCCCGGUCAACUGAACACCGAUCUGAGAAAAUUACUAGUCAACCUGGUACCGUUCCCCAGGCUACACUUCUUCGUCCCGGCGUACGCGCCUCUCCUUUCACGAAGUGCCCGGUCGUACACGAUCCUGACGGUUCCGGAACUGACGCAGAGGUUGUUUCAUGCGAACAGCAUGUUCGUCUACUGCGACCCGAGGCUGGCCAAGUUCCUCACGGUGGCUGCGAUCUUCAGAGGCAGGAUGUCGACCAAGGUCGGGAAACGCGGCCGUUUUAACCCUGCUCCAAACAGUCCGUACUUCAUCGAAUGGAUACCGAACAACAUACAAACCGCGAUGUGCGACAUCGCACCGCGAGGACUCUCCAUGAGCGCCAGCUUGAUAUCGAACACGACAGCGAUACAGGAAUCAUUCAAAAAAUUAGCGAACGCGUUCGACGAUAUGUUGAAGAAACGAGCGUACAUGCAUUGGUACACGGCCGAGGGAAUGGACGAGACCGAAUUUUCGGAUUGCCGAUCGAUGGUGUACAAUCUCAUCUCGGAAUACCAACGGCAGCAAGAAGCGGUAGCCGAAACUACGAUCGUCGAGGAUCUGGCGAUGCCUCGGUGAACUCCAUCUCGUCCAUGCCUUCGCCGGUGUACCAAUGGAGGAACGCUUUCCUGCGGAACAUGGCGGUGAACUGCUCGGAGAUUCGUUUGAACAGUUCCUGAAUGGCGGUGGUGUUCCCGAUGAAGGUGGAGGACAUUUUCAAGCCUUUGGGCGGGAUGUCGCAGACGGCCGUCUUCACGUUGUUCGGGAUCCACUCGACGAAGAGCUGUUCUUGUUCUGCACGCUGAGCAUUUGCUCGUCGACUUCCUUCAUCGACAUUCUGCCGCGGAACACCGCGGCCACCGUCAGGUAUCGCCCGUGUCUAGGAUCGCACGCCGCCAUCAUGUUCUUCGCGUCGAACAUCUGCUGCGUGAGCUCCGGCACUGAGAGCGCGGAAUACUGUUGCAUAGAUCUGGACGUUAACGGUGCGAAGCCCGGCAUGAAGAAGUGCAAACGUGGAAACGGGACCAUGUUGACAGCGAGCUUUCGCAGAUCGGCGUUCAGUUGGCCGGGAAACCUGAGGCAAGUGGUCACGCCGGACAUGGUCAGCGAGACCAGAAGCCUCGUUAUAGUAAACGGAGAUCCGCUCCAGUUGCAAAUCGCUGUCCCCAUGAUAAAUGCCCGAUUGAUCGAUUCCAUGCUCCUCAGAGAUCACUUCCCAGAACUGUAA
This is a messenger RNA of Heterotrigona itama, 2061 nucleotides long. The record is from the annotation of a GenBank genome assembly. NCBI's taxonomy places the organism in Eukaryota, Metazoa, Arthropoda, Insecta, Hymenoptera, Apidae.